This is a messenger RNA of Coregonus clupeaformis (lake whitefish), 2689 nucleotides long. Its product is annotated as torsin-1A. Gene Ontology annotation, biological process: protein localization to nucleus; nuclear membrane organization. Bases 165 to 1169 code for a protein of 334 amino acids. The record is from RefSeq and is a predicted model, not a curated record. Gene Ontology annotation, molecular function: ATP hydrolysis activity; kinesin binding; ATP binding. The transcript has 5 exons. Lineage: Eukaryota; Metazoa; Chordata; Actinopteri; Salmoniformes; Salmonidae. Gene Ontology annotation, cellular component: nuclear envelope; endoplasmic reticulum lumen; endoplasmic reticulum.
UAGAAGAAGCAGCUCAGCCAACAGAGUUGUGGCUCGCUCGCUCAGGCGGUGUUUUGGCUAUACUCUUCAAUACCAUUUUGUAUCUAAUUUUACUUAACCUAGUCUGCAAUCAAGUUUGUUUAGGUAAAUAUACACAGCUAGCUAGCUAGUAAACACUGCCAAAUAUGCGACAGUUUUUUCUGUUGGGGUUUCUGUUUUCUAACAUCACUGCGACGGCGUCGAUUGAACCCAUCAGUACCAGCAUAGCGGUUGGGAUGGCUGCGGCUCUCACCGGCUUCCUCGCAACCUACCAGAACAUGUUUUACUAUUUUCACGAAUGUUGUAGACCAGAGUGGAUCUCCUUCAACAGAACAGGUUUGGAAGUGGCCCUAGAUCGGAAGCUGUUUGGUCAACAUGUUGCCUCCAGAGUCAUCCAGAAAGCUGUAACGGGUUUCAUGAACAAUAAAAACCCUAAAAAGCCCCUGGUGCUCUCUCUACAUGGCUGGACUGGCACAGGGAAGAACUUCGUCAGCCAGUUGAUAGCUGAAAACAUCUACAAGGAGGGCAUGACCAGCAGUUUCGUCCAUCAGUUUGUGUCUACAGCUCACUUCCCUCAUCUGAGUCAGAUUGAGAACUACAAGUCUCAGCUGCAGCAGUGGAUCAAAGGCAAUGUCACCAACUGCCCACGUUCCAUGUUCAUCUUUGACGAGAUGGACAAGAUGCACCCUGGCCUGAUCGACUGUAUAAAGCCCUACCUGGACUACUACGAAAAUCUGGACGGGGUCUCCUACCGCCAAGCCAUCUUCAUCUUCCUCAGCAAUGCUGGAGGAGAGCACAUCACGCAGGUGGCCCUGGACUUCUGGAAAGCAGGUCGAGACCGAGAGGAGAUGAAAUUGCAACACUUAGAACCAGCUCUCUCCCUGUCCGUGUUCAACAACAAGCAGAGUGGGUUGUGGCACACUAGUCUGAUAGACAAGAACCUAGUUGACUUCUUCGUCCCCUUCCUGCCUCUGGAGUACAGACACGUGAUGCUGUGUGGCAUGGCAGAGAUGGCCGCCAAGGGCCUGGAGCCCGACCAGGACAUGGUCGACCAGAUGGCCAGAGACUUGGUCUAUUUCCCCAAGAGUGAAAAGAUCUUCUCCAGCAAGGGCUGCAAGACCAUCGGCGGCAAGCUAGAUUACUAUACAUAGUGUGUGUUUGAGAUCGACUACGUUGCUGCCGGCAGCUGCAGACUGACCGAUCUAAUCAUAAUGAGUAGUAAUUUAGGAUGAAAGGUGGUUUGUAGGUCUGAUCAGUCGGUCUGCUGUUGCUGACGGCAAUGUAGACGAUCUCAGAGGGAACAGCUACUGUAUCUAUCUACCACCUACUCUACUGUGUGCACUUUCUUAAUGACAACAUCUCCGCCAGUCGGAGUGAGGAAGUCAGUGACUGAACUCAGAAAGGGGAUGAUGACCCGCCCCUCAGGUCUCCCAACGUCAACACAACCAUGUGGAGGACUUCAACGAUCUUGCUCUGAUGGUGUCACUUAUCCCUGAAGAUGGACUACUGAGAGAGAGGAGGGUGACUUUAAGGAGAGAUAAAAAAAAAUUUUUAGGAAACACUGAGGGGAAACGCAAUUAUUUUUAACUAAUCAAGGUGCUUGAUCCUGACUUAUCAAUUCUGUAAAUGAGUAUCUCCAAAUAAUGAUUUCAUUUUCCAGGGAAUUCUGCUGCACAUGAACUGUGGCAAGUGAAAACAAGUUGUGUAUUAGAAACAAAUGUGGUUUAAAGUUACAAUCUCUAAUACAUUUUUCAGCCAAACGGCAGCCCUGCCACUUGGUUUGCUAUCAAUCUGAGGGAUGCUGAGGCCGGACAAAUGUAACCACUCUAAACGACAGAUGGAGAUAUGGAUGCAAGGACUCGCAGUUCAUGAGAUCAACGGGAUGGUUAUAUUCUUCAAGAAUCAAUGGGUACAUACCGUUAAUUGAAAUAAGAAUUGGACAGUUGUAACUAUUGCAGCUUGCCUCUUUGUCAUUGAAAACGUAGCACUGAAAUAUUGUACAUUUGUGGUGCACUGGAUACCCAUUGUGUAUUUUAUAUCUGUUGUCAAUACCCAGUUUACCAAUACCUAAACAUGGAAAAAUCUGCCUUAAAACUUGCAUCUAUUUUGCCUUUGUUUUUAAUCCUUACUCAUUCACCAGAAGCAUUGUGUACAUUACAAAAUCUGCUGUAAGCUUAUCUUUGUCGGUGUAUAAGUUUCAUUUUCAGUCCACCAAUUGCAUUUUUUUCAAGAUUGAUCCAGAUUUGUCCUAAAUCAUAUAAUUGAGUAGUCCAUCAGUCCUCCUUGAUUAAAUGUCUGCAAUGAAGUAAAUCCAAUUGUAGUUUAAAAAAUAUAACUUAACCACAAUGAAACAGUUGUAUGUUUUAUGUACAACUGUAUACUGUGCCUUAGUUGGCAUACUGUUCCCAACCUAAACAAUGCAGAAAAUAAUUACAGGAAGGAAGGGUCACUAUUUUUCAUUAAUGUUUUUAUAUGGGAAAAAUCUGUUUAGUUUUACUUUUGUUUGAGUACAUUUUUGAAGGUAAUGUAAGAACUCCUACUGUUAAGUCAGGACAUCAAACAAGGCAUAUUUGUACAUUUUACUCUACUUUUUUCUUCUUCUAGCCAAAGCAUUAAAGCUCAGAAUAAUUACAAUAAAUCUCAAAGCAUUCUAGCUUGCUCAUUUAUGCAU